UUUAAAGUUUGGCUAAAGUUACUUGGGUCACCCUGUAUAAUAGCGAUAGCGCCCUAUCCACAACAGAUACAAAGCACGAUAAGUCAAGAAUGUCAUGUCAGUACUCUUGUUUAAGUUGCAACAAUCACCUUAAUUCUUUUUUUCGCUCGUUCUUGAGGUGGCGAGUAAACACGCGUCCUUUCUCUGAGGAGCACGUGCCCGCCUCUUCACGGAGUUGCGAAGACGAAGACGCCGACGAUGCGGUGCGCCGUUCUGCUGCAGCUGGCGGUAGCAGUCCUUCUGCUGCUGCUGCUUGGGCAGCCAGAGGCGGCCGCCGGGGCCCAGGGGCGCCGGGUCGUCCGCUACCGGUGCCAGUACCUUCGCACCCAAAACCGCACCAAGAUUGUGUGCAGCCCAAUCGAGGUGCACCAGCAGCAGCAGCCUGGCUCCUCCGCCUCCGCAUCCAUGCAGCCGGAAGCUUUCAACGGCCAGCGCGUUCAGAGGGGUCCCGUGUGCCGCAAGCUGCAUCAGCUCGCGGAGCGGCUAGCGCCGUUCGAAGAAGGAGCCUGGAAGUACUGCGACCCCACCAGCUGCCUGCGAGAGAGCCCUCACUGCACGAACAGCGUACUGAGCACCGAGUGCAGCCAGUGCCUGGGCCGCUGUUGGAUCAUGUACGCCUUUCCGGGCGCACGCGUGGCUCCGAACGCCAAGGAAUUCCCUUGCGAUCCACUCGCAUGCGGUGGAGACCAGGUUUUCUGUGGCGGAUACAAGUUUAAGGAUGACUAGUUAGCCCGCUGUAUCCCAGGAUUGACAAAGGCAGCUGCAUCGCUGCCUGUGAACCUCGGUAAAUAUCCUUGGCGAAGUCUGACAUCCCUGCAGUCUCUUCUGGUGGACCGACUUUCACGCAGUGACGCGUCGGAUUUGCCGGUGAACUGUGACAGCCGUCAUGGCGAACUCAUCCGUGUUCCGACCUGCGGCCGCUUAAAUUUCUUCUGAUAUUUCGUUAAUAUACGCCCUUACUUAGUACAACUGGGUAAAGCGACAAAAGUUUAUCAUGUCGUGCUGUGGGGGAAGACAACCCGAGGUGCUUUUCAUAUAGCUGACGUCAAAAGGUAUUGAACUUCGCUUUGCAAUGGCCGUCUUUGACCUUUUUAUAAGUAGGUUGUUCGCUAGUGGCUGCCUGUCUUCGCACAUUAAUGCGUGUAUAUUAAUGAAUUUUUUAAAAUGUAGUACGCAGCUCAUAGAAUACGCUAAUGACACCUGUUAUAGCUUCAGAGACAACACAAUUAAGAAUACGAUCGCGCUCACACCUGUCAUUUUAUGAGCAUCGCAAUGGAUGGGUAUUAAAAGCAUCUCGACCACUACAGGCUUGCGCAAAUCAGACCGUAUAUGCCACCCACACUUUCAGUGCUUAGCCAGUCUUAUGACCAGUGCCCAGUGAAAUGAACGCGAAGAAAUGUCCGAAUAUCCUUCCAUAUUUUGAUCCACCAAUAGUCACCUCGAUUCAAACAAUUUAACUUCAAUAUCUUUCCUACUUUAUUGAAAAAUAAACGCGUCUAAUAUGGACCCAUUAGGCUGGCAACUGAUGCAGAAUGGUUGCACUGCGUUGAGUUGCGCACCAGCUCACAUUGAAUCUGAAAUGUGCUGAAAAGUCUUCCUUUAACUGAUGUGCCAUACCGUAUGGCAGGCGCAAUGUCCCGUCCAAUUAAGUACCCGUAUACUGCCUACACAGAUGAGUGUUUUCUCUUGAACGUCCCUCUUCAUUGCUUGAGAUGCGCAGCACCUGCCAGUAUUACACGAAAAGUGCCAGGUUACACUAGUACUGAGUACUUGCCGCCAACUUUAACUUUAGUGCAGACACGCCAUUCUUCAGUCUCAUUUUUCUGAAUAGCAAUGUUAUUGCAGGUGCGGUUUAUUCUCACUUUUUGUAUUCUCACUAUGUCAAUUGGGCCCUCACAGGGGUAAAAAUGUAUGUACAAAUUUUUAUUGCAUAUCAUCCAGUCUACUCCAUCAACGUCUAUCAAUUUGUAUAUGAAUCUUUGUACUUAGUUUUUGCAGAAUUCCUCAGUCGACAAUGUUUAGCACCAGCAUAUGUGUAAAUGCCUCUACAAGCGAGUACUGUGGAGCGAGGAAGUAUGAAAAUACAGAUAUCU
Dermacentor silvarum is the source of this 2132-nucleotide messenger RNA. RefSeq lists its product as uncharacterized. Lineage: Eukaryota; Metazoa; Arthropoda; Arachnida; Ixodida; Ixodidae. The transcript is spliced from 4 exons. The record is from RefSeq and is a predicted model, not a curated record. The coding region runs from base 238 to 765 and encodes 175 amino acids.